AUGUUUGCACGGUCUAGUCUACGGUGUAGUCUGGCGCAGUUUCUGGUGCUCGUCACAAUUGCCGGAGCUCAGCAAUGUAGCCGACAAUACAACCUACAGAUAAAUCAGCGACUGAAUAUUAGCAGCAUCAAUUACCCCGGCGCCUAUCCUCCAGGCAGUAGCUGUCGCUAUCUCCUUGUGGCGCCCCCAAACCACGUUGUACACCUCAGCUGCCGCUUCGAAGUGUAUCCCGACAAUUGUGGCACAGAGUCCCUGUUUAUCUCUCGCGAUGGUGACAUGCAAUUCCGAGAUGCCGAACGCUACUGCCGCAUGGGUCAGAUUACACGCCUCUCCAACUUCCAAUCUCUGGCUCUGGCAUAUUAUUCCAGCAACUCGAAUACCCAGCAGCGUGCGCGACUCAGUUGUCAGGCCACAACCCGUCCUGCACCCUGCGAUUGCGGUUGGUCCUUUCCUGCACGCAUAGCCAACGGCGUGGAGGCGGCCAAGCACGAGUAUCCCUCGAUGGUGGCGCUACGAGAUCUCACCUCCAAUCAACGUGUCCUCUGUGGGGGCAAUAUUGUGAGCGAUCGCUACAUUAUUACUGCAGCACAUUGCACUGCCAGACAACCAGUGGCCAGUCGACUGAUGGCCCUGGUGGGCGAGCAUGAUCUAAGCAGCAAUAGUGAAUCCAUUUAUGCCGCUCAGUAUCCCAUACGUAGCAUCAUUAACCACCCGGCCUAUACGGUAACAAGCUCUGGGGACCUCAAUGACAUUGCUCUGCUACAGACCGCCAGGCCCAUGCGUUGGUCGCGUGGUGUUGGGCCUAUCUGUCUGCCUGCACGUCAAUCCGGCGAAACAUUCGCUUACGAGAACGUGGACAUUGCUGGCUGGGGAACUUUAGGAUUUACAGCGCCCAAAUCGAAUACCCUGCAGAAGGCCACACUGCUUACGAUGGAGAACCGGGUGUGCGAGCAACGAUACAAUGCCAGCAUUGCUGCAAAUCAAAUAUGCACUUACGACUCACGAGGUCAGGGCCAGGACUCGUGUCAGUAUGACUCGGGAGGCCCAGUAAUUUUGCGGCAGCAGCAGCGACUCUUCCUGCUUGGCGUCAUCAGCUAUGGACGCGUCUGUGGACAACGCUAUGGCAUUGGUGUGAACACGCGGAUAACAGCGCAUCUCAAUUGGCUGUGGAGAUAUGUGGGUGGUGGAGUUUGUGUGCGCUAAACGAAUUACAAAUUGAAGUAGAGCCAAGUUUGGCAAGCCAUAUUUCCUUCGACAUGCAUAUGCCUCAAUCUCGUCCUUGCUAACUCUAUUUUGAUUCCUGCUCCAAUGCACUUGCCACAAGCACUUGCUGCUCGAACGCCUUGUGCGUUGCCCUGCGUCUUCCACUUCUUAGUUCUUGCCAGCCUUCGAGUGUUGACAAAAGCCUUAAUUUGCAUUUAAAUUAAAAAGCUGUGACAUGUUUUGCCUAUAUUUAAACAAAGCACAGAGAAUUUCCCUCCAACCAUGCACAUCACAUCCGAACGCACUUCAGUCCGCAGGCUCAAUACCUAGUUCUCUAACGCAAGACAGCAAAGUAAUUCUGAAUGUGUGACUACACUUUUCUAAAAUAGAAAGUAUUCAAAUUUUAUAAUAAAGCAUUGCCACAUACUAUAUUGUAUAGGUGGACUAGACAAUAGAGUUUCUAAGAAGCGUUUUUGAUCAAUCAAAAUGUUAAAACUUUACCGAUUUUAUUGAACCUUAAAAAGUAAAUACUAAAUUAUUUAUAAACUG
Messenger RNA from Scaptodrosophila lebanonensis, 1752 nucleotides. RefSeq names its product venom serine protease. Gene Ontology annotation, biological process: proteolysis. The transcript has 4 exons. Bases 1 to 1203 code for a protein of 400 amino acids. NCBI's taxonomy places the organism in Eukaryota, Metazoa, Arthropoda, Insecta, Diptera, Drosophilidae. The record is from RefSeq and is a predicted model, not a curated record. Gene Ontology annotation, molecular function: serine-type endopeptidase activity.